GAGUAAUCCUUACCAAUGGAAGUUGUCGGUAUACUAAUACGUAAUUCCUCGAAUGAGACACGUAACUCUCAUCUCCAUGAAACCUUGCAAGAUAAGGGAACCCGAAGACGGGACAGUGACGGGGGUGGAUACGAGAGGCAGUGUGAGAGUCGCCAGGAGCGUGUCGACACACUACGUAUAUCUGAGACGCGACGCCUGCUGCUCCCCACAACGCACCACGCUCAGGCCGACAUGAAGUGGAUAGCGACGCUUGCUGUGGCCGCAGCCGUUGUUGGCCUCUCCUCGGCAGUGGAUAUAUGUCCGGCUCCCUUCGUUAAUUAUGAUCCUGAUUCAGUGGUGCCCAAGUGCCUCUUGUUCCUCACCACCUAUGGCACGUGGUAUACCAUGCUCAGCACCUGCGAAAUAGUGAAUGGCUCCCUCGCUAUGGUGAACGGGGACCUCCACAACAUCGUCUACAAGCAUAUUAUUGACACUCCAGCCUUGACGGAUAGAUGCUUUUGGAUCGGAGGCACUGACGAAGCCAUGGAGGGAACCUGGCGGUGGGAGUACGAUGGCUCAAAGAUACCUAUGAGCGGCCCUCACUGGGAUCCCUGCUCUCAGGAACCCAACGGAGGCACUAGGGAAAAUUACCUGGCCAUCUGUCCGAAGAAGUAUUACUACAGUGACUAUCCAGGAAGCAGCCAACACCACGCUGUCUGUCAGUACUUUUACUAAACUCGCUCGCUCGCUGCGCUGUACAUACUGUCAAUUUUUAAGGAACCGUUUCGGCGUCUCAUCUCGAUUGCUUUCAACAGGGUUUACGAGCGCAUUUACAGGAAGUUCCUGUAUCUUUCAAGGAUGUUUCCAUGAUUCUAGUGCCAGGUUAAGUAAGAAUUAACACCUUUUAACAAGCUGUAGUGAAAGCUAUUUUGGUUUUCAAGUUUCUUUUUUUUUUUUUUUAAUGCUACGCUAACAGGAUGUGUUCAUCUUUAAUGUGCUCUAGUGAAAAAUAUCAUUUGUUUUUUUUAUUAUUAUUAUUAUUAUUAUUAUUAUUAUUAUUAUUUAUUAUUAUUAUUAUUAUUAUUAUUAUUAUUAUUAUUACCAUUGUACUAUUGUCUAACAAGGAAUCUGCACCUCUAACAAGCUGCCCUGAAAUACA
This is a messenger RNA of Scylla paramamosain (green mud crab), 1138 nucleotides long. RefSeq lists its product as uncharacterized. Bases 16 to 714 code for a protein of 232 amino acids. The record is from RefSeq and is a predicted model, not a curated record. The transcript is spliced from 5 exons. Lineage: Eukaryota; Metazoa; Arthropoda; Malacostraca; Decapoda; Portunidae.